AUGGGCGAGCGGUCCUUGAUCUCAGUGGCUAUAAUCGGCGGCGGUCCCGGUGGACUGGGAACCGCCAUAGCCCUCGCACAAAUACCAUUUCUUAAUGUGACACUCUACGAGAAAAAUCCCGAGCCACGUGAAACUGGCGCAGGUAUAAGUCUAGGCGCCAAUGCGUGGAAAGUUUUGGAUCUGCUGGGUGCAAGUCAGGGUGUUAAAGGAGGCUCCAAGUCUAACACGCAUCAAAGAAACGCAUACAAUGGUAAAGUGCUCAACGUGGUUGAGCAUCCCGAAACAUCGGAUGCCGAGAGUCGUGGGUCCAUUCGUGCUCGCAGAACCCGAUUACAGUCGGCACUCCUGGCCAGAGUACCCGAGGGCAUUAUCCAAUUCAACAGGAAACUUGUUCACCUGGAGGAUCUGACAGAUUCUGGGGUACGGUUAGUAUUCCAGGAUCAGACGGAAGUGGUUGCGGACCUCGUGGUCGGGGCUGAUGGGAUUCAUUCUGGCGUGAGAAAAUAUCUCUUCCCCGAGCAUAAGCUUCGUUUUACUGGAAAUACAGCAUGGCGCGUCCUGAUCCCCAAUUCCCGUCUCACUGAUAUUCCGGAAAUCACUACCACAACGGCUUGGUGGUGGGGUGAAUCCGGUCAUGUCUAUUUUUCGGACGUGGAUGAAGAGUAUGAACAGUCUGAUCCAUUGUUUGAGAUUACUAUCCGGUCAUAUAAUGAGCCUGAGAUUCCUGGUAAGACGGUUGGUUGGGGAAUUCCGGCUACCAACAAAAGGGUGUUCGCUCGUGUUAAAGAGUUCGAUAGAAGGAUAAGAGACGCAGUCAAUCUUGUUGGGGAAGGUGAAUGGUGGGAAUUUGCAGGAUUCGCAGGGCCUCGUCUGGACAAAAUCAUCGGAUGGAACAAAAUUGCUCUUAUUGGCGACGCUAGUCAUCCCCUGUCAGGAGCCUUUGGUUCCGGAGCGACAUUCGCCAUGGAAGAUGGCUGGAUUCUCGCCCGAGCUCUUGAGUACACGCAGUUUUUAUUUCAUCCCAUACAAGAUGCCUUGGAGAUAUUCGACAAGAUUCGCACUCCCUACUACAAUAAAAUAUAUGAGCAUCUAGAUGAAAGUCAAGAGAAAAUGCAGCAGUUUCGCGCACAAAACAAGGAGUUUGAUGCGAUUCUUCAAGCAAAGAUCGACCUUAUGCUCUAUGGAGAUAAGGAUUUCAUCUACAAGAAUGAUAUCUCGAAGACGUGGAAGGAAUAUUUUCAGGAUGAAAAGAGACAACAUAGACCUUGA
Messenger RNA from Penicillium argentinense, 1269 nucleotides. Its product is annotated as FAD-binding monooxygenase. Gene Ontology annotation, biological process: secondary metabolite biosynthetic process. The record is from RefSeq and is a predicted model, not a curated record. Gene Ontology annotation, molecular function: FAD binding. Lineage: Eukaryota; Fungi; Ascomycota; Eurotiomycetes; Eurotiales; Aspergillaceae. The coding region runs from base 1 to 1269 and encodes 422 amino acids. The transcript has 6 exons.